This is a messenger RNA of Rubroshorea leprosula, 825 nucleotides long. The record is from the annotation of a GenBank genome assembly. NCBI's taxonomy places the organism in Eukaryota, Viridiplantae, Streptophyta, Magnoliopsida, Malvales, Dipterocarpaceae.
ACAGGUAUCUCUAUGAUAUAUUGGCCAAUGCAAGUGUGGUCAAAAAGAACAUUCCAGUUCUUAUCUGCUGUAACAAAACUGACAAAGUGACAGCACAUACGAAGGAGUUCAUCAGGAAACAAAUGGAGAAAGAAAUAGACAAACUACGGGCAUCAAGAAGUGCAGUAUCUGAAGCUGACAUAGCAAACGACUUCACUAUAGGCGUACCUGGAGAAGCCUUUGCUCUCUCUCAAUGCAACAACAAGGUCACCAUUGCUGAAACUUCCGGUUUGACAGGUGAGGUUGCUCAGGUUGAACAAUUCAUCAGAGAACAUGUGAAACCCUAGUCCAUUACAAUGUUGCAUUUUUAAUGUCCAUGUUGAAAACUGCUUCGCUGAUUUCCUCCUGGAAGUUCGUUGGACCAUUUGAAACUGUGAAAAAACGUCAAGUUUGCUUGAGUCAAAGAGGAGAAAAUUUUGUUCUCUCAGAGGUAGAAAAUCUAUUUCAGUUUCUUUGCGUAUUUGCCAUGUACCGGCAAUUUCUUAACAAAUUCAAUCAUAUACCUUUAUAAAAACCAUUUUUCUUCAGCUGUGUCCUUCAAGAGCAAUUGGCAAACCACAACAAACCACUUUUCUCAGCCCAAACUUCUGUAAGACCCUCUGAACGACCUUGAAAACCAUAGGUUCUUCAAUCUAAUUAUCAAAGCAAAUAUGCCAUAACACGGGAUAUGCAUCAAUGCUACCCCUAAGUACCUGCAAUCCCACAAUAGCCGGAGUCACUAGCAGUAGAAAUGUAGAAUAUGUAAUUUAAUGAGUUUAUUUAACCUAAUAAUCGACAUUAAUUUAA